Molecule: messenger RNA, 2408 nt
Organism: Polyodon spathula (Mississippi paddlefish)
Lineage: Eukaryota; Metazoa; Chordata; Actinopteri; Acipenseriformes; Polyodontidae
Product: metal cation symporter ZIP14-like
Exons: 11
Coding region: 452-1906 (484 amino acids)
Biological process (GO): intracellular zinc ion homeostasis; zinc ion import across plasma membrane
Cellular component (GO): membrane
Molecular function (GO): zinc ion transmembrane transporter activity
Source: RefSeq, a predicted model, not a curated record
UAAUGAUCCGCCUCUGCCAAGUUGCACGCUGAUGUGGAUCAUUUAUAGAGGCGUUAUAUAGACAGGGGACACAGUGUACUCUGGGACUGCUGGAAAAAAAAAACACCAGCUUCGUCCUGACAACGGCUGAGAAAACACAAUGUAACGGAAUCGGACAGCUCCAGCAAAGGACGUUUCAUCACAGACCGCGGAGUGAGUUGGAGCCCAGUGUAAUAUCUUCUGGUGCAGUGCUUUGCUUCUGGUGCUACAAUGUGGCCUAGCGUGCUGUGGAAAGAAGUGUCAUAGAGCCCAGGGAGCUUCAGUGAGCCGAUCAGCCACCUCUGUCGUCAACAGAACCGAGAGGAACCACAAUCCUGGUAUUAGAAAAGACUGAGGAAGGUCAAGUUCCCUCUUUGCCAAUAAGCUUCGAAGGUGAGAGAACAGAUUCCCAAGAUCCUAGAACCAGGUGAUCAUGAAUUGCUGCUCUCUCCAUGGCUGUGUCCAGCUGACAGUGACCGCCACACUGCUGCUCCUGCUGGGGCAGCUGUCCUCGGGCGCUGAGGGCCCGUCUCCAGCCUCCUUCCUGCAGGACCUGCUGGCUCGCUAUGGGGACAAUGAAACGCUCACUGUGCACCAGCUCAAAGCGCUGCUCAACCGACUGGACGUGGGCGUGGGACCGGGGACCAAUCGCAGCAAAACCCAGCUGCAGAGCAAGAACCUAACCAGGUGCUUUUCUUCCUCCGCUCUCUUCUCCGCUCACAACCUCUCGGAGACGAGCCGGCUGGACGGGCGCAGCCUUCAGGAGUUCUGCCCCACCGUCCUGCAGCAGCUGGAGACCCGGGCUUGCGGGGCGGAGAACCAGGAAAAUGAAGAGGAUGAGCAGGCCCUGGCGGAGGGGAAGCCGAGCGCAGUUGAAGUUUGGGGUUACGGUUUCCUGUGCGUCACUGUGAUUUCCCUGUGCUCGCUGGUGGGGGCCUGCGUGGUUCCGUUCAUGAGGAAAACAUUUUACAAGAGGCUGCUGCUGUACUUCAUAGCUCUGGCUAUCGGGACUCUUUACUCCAACGCUCUAUUCCAGCUCAUUCCCGAGGCGUUUGGUUUCAAUCCUCUGGAGGAUUAUUAUGUGUCCAAGUCUGCUGUGGUGUUUGGGGGUUUCUAUCUCUUCUUCUUCACAGAGAAGGUGCUGAAGAUGGUGCUGAAACAGAAAGAUGGGAAGGGUCACGGGCACAGCCACUACCAGGAGGAGAAGUACGCCCCCAAGGUGGAGCUGGAGGAUGGAGUGAUGGAGAAGCUGCGGAACGGAGAGCUGGAUCAGCCCCCACACGCCGGCGGGGAAGAGGACCAGCGCACGCUGACCGCCGAGGGUACGGUCCUGUCUGCGGCCAUGUCCGUGCAGGACAUGCAGCAGGGGGCGUGCGUCUGGCUGAAGGGCACUCCGUACUCAGACAUCGGGACCCUGGCCUGGAUGAUCACGCUCAGCGACGGGCUGCACAACUUCAUCGACGGCCUUGCCAUCGGAGCCUCCUUCACCGUGUCCGUGUUCCAGGGGGUGAGCACCUCCGUGGCCAUCCUGUGCGAGGAGUUUCCACACGAGCUGGGUGAUUUUGUGAUCCUGCUCAAUGCUGGGAUGAGUAUCCAGCAGGCUCUCUUCUUUAACUUCAUCUCUGCCUGCUGCUGCUACCUGGGGCUGGCAUUCGGCAUCCUGGCGGGCAGCCACUUCUCCGCCAACUGGAUCUUCGCGCUGGCGGGGGGCAUGUUCCUGUACAUCGCCCUGGCGGACAUGUUCCCUGAAAUGAAUGAAGUCAGUAAAGAGGAUGGCAACGACGGCAACACUCUGGUGGCCUUCGCAAUCCAGAAUGCGGGGCUGCUCACUGGCUUCUCCAUCAUGCUGUUGCUCACCAUGUUCUCAGGGCAGAUCCAGCUGGGAUAGGCCAGGCUUCGGCGUGUUCCGGGAGGGUGUGAUCCGGUUUUGGGGGCACCCACACCAGCACUUGCCGGGUCUGUCAUUGAUUUGCUAAGGAAUUACGCUGGAGAGUACAGAAAAGCAUUACGCCUACUGGUGUCUGCCAACCACUGAUAAGAAUAGGAAAAGGACAUCUUGUGCAUUUGCAGCGUGGGAAAAGCAUUUAAACGCAGAGCGAUGAAGCACUGAAAAUGAACAAACGACAGACAACAUUCUCCCACUCUAGGUUAGGCAGUAAAUCUGUUAGUGUUCUUGCACCACGUGAUCUUCUGUUGACGUCCAUCCCAGCUAGCUAGUAGGAUAGUAAGAGGGUAGCGACUGGCGAAUGUUUAUUGAAGUAGUGGAAUAAGAAGAAAUCCUCAUGCCAACAGAAAACAAAAGCAAUGCUCGACAGCCGUAAUCCGUCUUCAGUAGCUCUUUCAGUGCAAUCGUACAACCCUAAAAGACUUCUCGUCCUGUAAUAUCUGUU